This is a messenger RNA of Cydia fagiglandana, 867 nucleotides long. RefSeq lists its product as uncharacterized. Bases 4 to 867 code for a protein of 287 amino acids. Lineage: Eukaryota; Metazoa; Arthropoda; Insecta; Lepidoptera; Tortricidae. The transcript is spliced from 2 exons. The record is from RefSeq and is a predicted model, not a curated record.
CCCAUGUAUAAGAAUGAUGCAAAUUUCGACCUUUUUUUAAAAAAGAAUCCAACAAAAGUUGCAACAAAGGCAACAAAUUGCAGUAAUGCAACAAAAGUUGAUACGAAAAAUAGCCAGCUGAAAAAACUUAAAGACCACCUUAGGACCGUAUGCGAUGUUGCAAAAAUAGUAUUGUCAGCCAAAAACAAUGAAACGGAAAAUCUCAUGUAUAAACUGAAAAACUUAUCAAGGAUUAACGCCGAAAAUCUGAGUAUGAUACAACAAUUGCGAAUGGAAAAUUACAAUACGAACAGCGAUGUGCAAUUUCUUAGUAACUUUAUCCAUAUGGCUUAUCAAAAACUACAGAAAAUGCGUAAUGAAAUACCUAGAGAUAUGCCGCUUAUGGAGGAACUCAAGACUAUCCUACUCGCUUGUGGGCAAUAUUAUUUAGACUAUUGCAACGCGCGCGAUCAAUGCGCACAACUCAAACAACGCAAUAGAUUUCUGACAAGUAAACUAAACAUUGUGGAGAACAACUUAGCAGCUACUACCGAGGAACUGCGCAAUCUUAGAAAUAUAAACAUGAUACUCAAAAUUAAAUGUGAUAUGCAUCAUAAACACGGAAAAGAAGUUUCGAAAAAACUUGUAAAUGUAGAAACGAGCGUUAAUGAAAAUAAAUUAUUAGGCGAUGGGAAUAAAAGUGAUUACUAUGGAUAUAAUGCGGGUAUACCGAAAGAUGUUGAAUGUAAACAUAAUAUAAAUAUAUCUAGCAAAAGUCUAUGUUUAACAUCUCAUUUCGAAACUGUUAAUAAUCUCCUUCUAGAUCAGGAUAUUAUGUUGAAAGAAUUAAAGGAAUUGUAUUUAGAGGUUCGGCCAAGUUGUAAUUGA